Molecule: messenger RNA, 4298 nt
Organism: Polyodon spathula (Mississippi paddlefish)
Lineage: Eukaryota; Metazoa; Chordata; Actinopteri; Acipenseriformes; Polyodontidae
Gene: dpy19l3
Product: dpy-19 like C-mannosyltransferase 3
Exons: 22
Coding region: 265-2562 (765 amino acids)
Cellular component (GO): nuclear inner membrane
Molecular function (GO): mannosyltransferase activity
Source: RefSeq, a predicted model, not a curated record
UGUUGCUAGGUUACGUUGAACCAACAGUUUACUUAACCUUAUUUCAUUUGCAGUGUUGUUUACUUAGCUCUAGCAAAAACAGAUGACUGGCGUGACAAGGAGCAUUAGGCAAAUUCAAAUUAGAAUCACGUAAUGAUUUACAUGCAAAUGAAUCUGUAAAAAUUUCCUCUGUACGCAGCAGACCUCGACUAGACCUACGAGGCAGCGUCUGCUGUACCAGGACCGCCUAACCGCGACUCCUCUACAAAGGCAAGGUGCUGGCAGAUGAGCACAGCCAGUCCCAUCAGGCCCAAUUUGAAACUGAACUUAGUUGUGACACCCCCAAAAGAGAAAGUGUUUCCCGAGCAAGAACACCACUCGCCUCACCCCACCUCACAUCCCGUCGUCUCACUCUGGAGAACCAUGACUGCUCUAAGGCAAAGAAAAGGGAGCAAGGGUAAAGAAGGCAGCCAGGAGCACCAGAAGCCAGAGACCACGCUGGAAACCAAACCUAGGAUUCCAGCUGGCGGUGUGCUGUGGAAUGUCUUAUGGUCAGUUGUUGGCGGACUAGUAGCAGUGUCCCUUGGUCUUCUAACUUGCAUUUAUGUAGCAACUUUACAUGAGAAUGACCUGUGGUUUUCCAAUAUCAAGGAAGUUGAGCAGGAAAUUUCGUUCCGAACAGAAUGUGGUCUUUACUAUUCCUACUACAAACAGAUGCUGCAUGCUCCAUCUGUACAAGAAGGGUUGUUUGAACUAAUCAACGACAAUACCACGGAAUCCAAAAGAACUAUUAACCUUCUCCAGCGAAUGAACAUCUAUCAAGAAGUGUUUCUAGGUGUCCUUUAUAGAAUCCUUCCUAUUCAGACAUCCUUGGAGCCUGUGUAUUUCUACAUCUACACUGUGUUCGGACUCCAGACUGUGUAUGUUAUUGCGCUCUACGUCACCAGCUGGCUUCUGAGUGGAACCUGGCUGGCAGGAGCUCUCACUGCAGUGUGGUACAUUCUGAACAGAAUAGAUACCACCCGUGUGGAGUUCACCAUUCCACUUAGGGAGAACUGGUCCAUUCCGUUUUUAGCACUGCAGGUAGCUGCUAUUACUUACUACUUAAGGCCACAAUUGAAGCCACUGCAGCAGAAAUUGGCCCUUUCAUUGAUCUUCUUAUCAACUCUAACCUUUAGUUUGACCUGGCAGUUUAAUCAGUUCAUUCUGCUAAUGCAAGCUCUUGCCCUCUUUGCACUGGAUUGCUUAGAACUGGUUUCAACAGGAAAGGUGACUUGUUUGUACCUGGUUCAGGUGAGCAGCCUGCUGCUGGUCUGGUUACUGCAAUUCUUCAACCCCAUGAUCCUGGGGUCAUUAGCACUAAGCUUCAUUGUAGCUGCUCUUACAGUAAACUUCUUCCAGAAAAACUUGAGAUCAGGGUGCUUCGUUACCAGGAUUGGCAAACUGUUCCUCCAUUUGAUUUUUGUCAUCAGUCUAACUGUUAUUCUGAACUAUUUAACAAAGAAAGCACUGCAGCUCAAAUCGGAUGAACACAUUUAUAAAUUCAUAAAGGCGAAGUUUGGGCUUGGAUCAACAAGAGAUUUUGAUGCCAACCUAUACCUUUGUGAGGAAGCCUUUGGGUUGCUGCCCUUUGACACAUUUGAGCGACUCUCAGACUCUUUAGUCUUAUACCCUUACAUAUGGGCCGUCUCCAUGGUGACGAUCAUAGCAACAGUUGCAGCUGUACGGAAUCUCAGUGAUUCCACAAACACUCAGCUACCUAAUGGAAAGGAAGAAGAAACAUUAUUUGUAAGGCCAGACGUGGCCUAUAAUCUUUCACACACGGUGGUUUUUGGACUGUUAUCCUAUAGUACCAUGAGAAUGAAAUACUUGUGGGCUGGCCACAUGUGUGCUUUUGCUGCGUAUGGGAUCUGUAGCGAUGAAGUGUGGAGACCGUUUCUUAAAGUGAUUCGCCUUCACACAACAGCCAGGGAAAGGCUAAUUAUAUAUACUGUACCUGUUCUGCUCCUUGGUUUCCUUUACUACAAGUUCUCGCCCAAACUCCUGGAAGAAAUGUCAGAACUCCGAGAAUUCUAUGACCCAGAUACAGUGGAUCUUAUGAACUGGAUUAGCACAAAAACCUCCAAGAAAGCAGUUUUUGCAGGAAGCAUGCAGCUUUUAGCAGGAGUCAAACUGUGUACCGGAAGAGUCUUAACAAAUCACCCCCACUAUGAGGAUAAGAGUUUGAGAGAGCGCACCAGACAGGUCUACCAGGUCUAUGCUCGCCAGUCCCCUGAAGAUGUACACAGUAUCUUGCGGUCCUUUGGCACAGACUAUGUAAUCCUUGAGGACAGUAUCUGUUAUGAGAGGAGACACAGCCGAGGGUGUCGCUUGCGGGAUCUGCUCGAUGUAGCAAAUGGCCAUAUUAUGGACGGCCCAGGAGAGAACGAGGUUGAUUUGACUCCAUCCCCACACCCCCGGUUCUGUGAUGAAAUCAGAACAGAUCAGCCUCCGUACACCACAUACUUCACCCGUGUAUUCACAAAUAAAACAUUCCACGUUUACAAGCUGAGGAAAGGAAAGAAGAAAACAAAAUCAAACUAAAGAGCUUUUAAAGGGUUGUAGUCUUAGGUCCAGAUAACCAUCAACGUAUCUAAUGGCUUUCUAUUCAUGCAGUGCUGAGAUAGGGCUUUCGUGACAGAUGCACUGUGUAUUGAAUUCCAUAUGCUCAAUUUACAUAAAAAUCUUUUGUGAGCAAAGUGUUAUAAUAUCUGACUGAUUGGAAAAUAUUUGUAGAACGGUGUGUCAAAAGGAAGCACGUAAAAAGCAUAAACUCAGGAUCAACGCCACCAGCAUUCUUGUCACGAGUAGAAUAAUGAAUGUUGAAGAAGUACAUUCGCUUUUGGAUUGCAUGCAUUUUUUAAAAAUCUUGAGACUGCUGUAAUUGUAAUCUAAUUUGAUCCAUAAAUCGUGUUAUCCUGUAUGCUCAAGAAAACCCCGUACAUCCACUUUUAAAUCUUUUUUUAGUACCAUUUUUUAGUAGAGGUUAAAAAACAAAACAGUAUUAAGGUGAAACAUGCAUGCUUUCUUAUAAUGCUAUUCAUGUUGGCCCAGAAAUGGAAAUUGAUUGAUUCAGUCAUUUCUUUGUUGAAAACAAGCACAUCUGCAAUACAGAAUCGUUUCAAAAGGAUGUCCUUGCAAGGGUAAAUGUUAGUUGCUGGUCUCCUAGCAGCUGUAAGAUUAUUAAAGCAAUACAAAUCUAAUUGUAAGAUCGACAGGAAAUGAACUUUAUAUUCCUCAGUGGUUUUGUGUUCUUUUGUUUUCUUGUCAGUGAGUUUCAGUGUUCUCCCCAUGAAAAUGGGAGUUAUAUAUUUAAUGCCAUUCAUCCUAGUUACUACUGGUCUUGCAUGAGUAUUUGGAGGAAUUAUUCUUUCUAUAAAAAUGCUGAAAAAAAGCAACCAAAUGUAUGGAACAUAUGGUUUCAGGCUUAAACAAGCCUGAAAUAUAUGCUUUUGAUGAUGUUAGUGUUACUAAUUUUAGACAUCAAGGUUCUUCCACUAUAACUGUUUUUGCCUCUUAAAACCAUAAGACAUUCCUUGGUUUGUAUGGAGAUCGUUCCAUAAAAUAAGCUUGUUUGUGUUCAUCAGUGUAUUGGUUUUUUGUUGUGUUUAACAAAUAACAGUAACAUUGGCACUCAUUUCUUUAGUAGUUGAUGAUAUGCAGCAUUCAGCUUUUGAAUCAAUCUUUUACAUUAUUCCCUGAAAACCAGCUUUUCAGAGCACACACUUUUUGGGCUUCCUUGUAAAUGUACAUUUUGAUUUGGCUGCUCCCUAAGUAGGUAUUUAUUGCACCCUGUGGCUAGUUAAGCUUCAAGUAGCUUCGGAGUCAGGACACAUGACUCAACCUGCAACCCUGAAGUGUGUUCUUCAGGUUAGCAUCACAUUGAUUUCAUUUUCUGAAUGACAUUUGUAGCACUAUUAGGCAAUAAAGAACCUAUUCCAUUGUGCCUUAAUGUAUUGAAAUUUCACAAAAGCGUUCACAUAAAAAGGUAGAAACAUCAUUCAAUUUUAAACUAUAUUAACUGGUAUUAUUCUCUAGCAUUGAGUAUGUAUUAUCUCAGUAUUCAAAGUUAUUACCUGCGUGUGCUGCAUACAUUAUACUCCAUAAUUUGCACUAGCACUACUAAAGUAUUUUAAUUGUUACUUUUUUGUAAUCUGUAUUGUUUCAUGUAGACAAAUCCCAAGUAAGUGCAUCAUUGUGCUCGCUCAAAAAGUGCAAUGUAUGCCUAUGUUUGGGAUACAGUUUUUUGUAAAAACAAAUAAUAAAAAAAUCCUAAUUGA